Molecule: messenger RNA, 8587 nt
Organism: Neolamprologus brichardi
Lineage: Eukaryota; Metazoa; Chordata; Actinopteri; Cichliformes; Cichlidae
Gene: hivep3b
Product: HIVEP zinc finger 3b
Biological process (GO): regulation of transcription by RNA polymerase II
Cellular component (GO): nucleus
Molecular function (GO): RNA polymerase II cis-regulatory region sequence-specific DNA binding; DNA-binding transcription factor activity, RNA polymerase II-specific
Source: RefSeq, a predicted model, not a curated record
CCUACCGCGCGGGGUGGUGCGGAACCGCGGAGUGUGUCUUGCGUAGGGCGAGAUGUUGUUUUUUUGUGGCGAUCUGCUGAACGUGGCAUCGCUGUCCGGUCUGACACAACAGUGGGAAGCACAACCAGCCCCUCCGGUCCUCCCUGCACAGAAACCCGGGCGCACAGCAGCUGAUCCCGGCGCAUCACAAUCCAGGAAAUGCGGACUUCUGGCCCCUUCGCAACGGGAUAAAUGGCUGCAGCGCCAGCACCGUAGCAAGCUGGUUUGCCUCGAGCCAACACUUUUCAGUUCGCACCACGACUAAGAGAGCAAAUAUAAAGCAGCCAAGUGUGAACGGCGGGUACGGUGGGCUGCGUGGGAGACUGUGCACUGUGAUCUUGACAUCUACGCAUCACUGAAACUUGUGAGCGCAGGGAGGACAGCUUUUGAAAAUACCCAUUUAAAAGACGAACAACUAACAGUCUUGCCAACGAACAAAGAAGAUGCAAAAAAGACCUUGGGAGGACUUUUAAAAUGGCUGAGGCUAGAUAGAAGCAGAGCUGCUUUGAACGGAGAAAUGAUCCAUGUUUACCUGCAUCCAUGCGGCUCCAGGGCACCUUUUAAUGAUGCCUCAUUUUGUCCUCUUGCAUAACUUUUGGCCCACUCUGAAAAAGGUGCUCCAUUUUGAUUUACAACUUAGUCUGUCAAUGUUCCUAUGCCUCUGACCUCUCUGCUGCCAUGCGGUUAGACCAAUGAGGCUCCGAGAGCCUUUCGUUACGAGUCUGUGAGGUCUCCUCCCCACUCUAUGGAGGCUGAGCCCAGCCAUCCGGCUGAUGGGGAGCGCUCUGGAAGGCAAGCGCAGCAGCAUGUGACAUCUGAAUCUUCAUUGGGCUCUUGUCCACCUCAGCAACCCCAGCAGCCUUCUAAUCCUCGUCCUGUACACAGAGCCUUGGGCCGCCUACAAAACCGCCAACCCAAGCGCACUGACCUGCUUCGGUUACAGCAGCAGCAAGCAGUAGCAUGGCAGCGUUCAGAUACCCCAGGUCCCUCAGGAGGCAGCUUCUUCUCUACAAGCUCCUCGUCAACCUUAUCCCUCCCCUCUACGUCCUCCACCCAGGGUGAGCAAGCUCACGGCGUUCCAACUCACUCCAGUCAACAGGGCCUAGAAGGGGUUAGCUCACCUAGGAAAGGGGAGAAGAAACCCCAAAAACCAGGGAAAUAUGUGUGCACUUACUGUGGCCGUCCAUGUGCCAAGCCAAGCGUUCUUCAGAAACACAUACGAUCGCAUACAGGAGAAAGACCCUACCCAUGUGCGCCCUGUGGGUUUUCCUUUAAGACCAAGAGCAACUUAUACAAACACCGCAAGUCCCAUGCCCAUCGUAUUAAAGCGGGUCUGGCAUCCAGUCGAGAUGAGCUCAGUUUGAGUGGUGCAGAAGGCAGUGGCGCUGGAGAAGACCCUGAGGAACACACAGAGGGAGAAAGCACUGAGUCUGAGGACGAGACAGGUCAGCACAGAAAAUCCUCUAAAGAGAUGCUGGGGCAGCAUAGGAAAGGAGGUAAGGAGCGCCUGGGAAGCUCAGAGGAGAGCCAGAGGCCUGAAGACUCCCAUGCCGUCAAGCAAAGACUUGCACUGAGGCUUAGUGAGAGAAAACGUGGGCCCAUGGCUUCUCCAGAUGACCCACCCUCUUCCCUCUCCACAUCAUCUUCUUCUAUUGGGCCUGGCAGUAAAGGCAGCACAGAGUCGGGCUACUUCUCCGGAUCAGGCAGUACUGACAUAUGCCAAGUUAGCCCUCCAAGUUCCAGUGCCAAAACCUACGCAGAAAUUAUUUUAGGGAAAUAUGGAAGGCUGGGAGGGCAGCAGCGGAGUCCCCACCAGCAGCAGCCUCAUCCCUCACAUUCCUCAUCCUCAGGAACCGAGGAGAAGAACAUCUCCUUCGCCGUACCCAAAACCCAAGUAAUAGAACACAUUACCAAGCUCAUCACUAUCAAUGAAGCAGUAGUAGACACGAGUGAGAUUGACAGCGUUAAGCCUCGACGCUCCUCCCUGUCACGGAAGAGCAGCAUGGAGUCGCCCAAGUUUACUGCCCCCAAAGACCCCUAUGCCUUUGAUCCCAAAGGAGAAGCCGCAGGCCCCAGUGGUUUGAGGCACAUCCAUAAUCCUGACGCUGAUCCACCGGGUACGCAGGACCAGUCAGCAGUGCCUCUGCUUAGAAGCCACUCAAUGCCAAUAUCAACCAGCCAAGGAGAGCCCUUUGCCUCUGGCACCAUGUCACCCAGAGGUUACCGCCUCUGCCAAUCUUUUGAUGAGCAGCAAGCAGUGGUCGCAGAGAUGAGGAUCGGCCAUGCGCAGCGUAUGCUCAAGCGCCAGCCUGCCAUAGAGGUUCCCCUGGGAGCCGAGUCAAUGUUGGAGGAGCCCAGUCCCACCACAUCCUCCUCCUCCUCAACAAGAGGCACCGAACUACCCAGACAGCCACAGCAACAACAGCAACAGCAAAAGAGUCCCGCCGUGUUUGAAUGUGGAACAUGUGGGGCCCGCUUUCAAGAGAGUGAAGUCUUCGAGGCCCACAGAAGCAUCUGCCCAGGGCAGGAGCAAGAGAGCAGGGAUGCAAGCAAAGCGUGCAGUGGAGAUCGCCCGCUGAUGAUGCACCAUAAGUUUCGAGCGUUAGCCAUGGCUGUGAGGAAGCGGAGGAAAGAGGAGAGUCUGGAGGAGGAUCCUCCCAGUCCUGGAUCUGUAGCUGUGUCCGGCAGCUCUGGAGGCCUCAUUCCAGUACCACGCAGACCAGAGCAGAAGCAGGCCCUCUCAGGUGUUUCCUUACAGACUGAACCAAACCAACAGCAGCAGCAGCAGGACAGGAAGGGUGUGUCUGUCAUCCAACACACUAGCUCUUUUGAGAAGCAAGAGAGUAUAUCUAUGGAAAGUCAAGAUCCAGACCUCAGAGAGAGUCAGCAAACACAACCUGAGCCAAAACCAUCACCCUCUACAUCUCGCCUCAUCCGCCAGCCAAAUAUUCAAGUGCCGGAGAUACUUGUUACUGUGGAGCCCGAUGCUGAAAUGCCACCUGUGUCACCCCCGCUGACAGCAUCCUCAUCAAAGGAGGCAGAGAGAGUAGAGGAGUUCCACUGGCCUCAGCGAAGUCAGACAUUGGCCCAGCUCCCUGCAGAGAAGCUGCCACCAAAGAAGAAAAGACUCAGGCUGGCAGAAGCUGCCCAGUCUUCUGGAGAGUCCAGCUUUGAGUCUAUGUCUUUGCCUCGCAGCCCCAGUCAAGAAAGCAACAUUUCAAACAUUUCUGUUUCUUUUGAGGAUGUAGCACAAUCAGAGCAAGCUGCCCGAGCUCCCAGUAGCCAAAGUUCCCAGAUGUUGAUGGUGCCAUCUGCUUCUCACCAACACCACCAAAGCCACAAGGAGAUGAGGCGCUCAGCCUCAGAGCAGGCCCCAGCUAGUCCACAACAAACGGAGCAGAUCCCAGAGACCAGAAGUAAGUCCUUUGACUAUGGAUCCCUGUCUCCUCAGCAGUCUGCGUCCUCCUGGAAGGAAAGGAGAAAGUGUCUUCUAGUGAAGCAUGCUCCCUUAGGGGAACCAGAACAGGAAGUAGGAGGCAGAACUAGUCAGCUGCCCAGAGCAGAGAGUCCGCAACCUGGUCCUUCCUACUCUAAUCUUUCUUCUCAGUACUCCACUGGAGUAAGCUCCCAGUUUAGCCUCGAUGCCACUGGAAAGGCUUUGCAGCUGUUACAGCCACAAAUCUCUUUAUCCUCUCAGGAGGUGCUUCCUUUGCACCCCAGAGGGCAUCAAGCAUUCCCCUCAGGGUCUUUGUCCCAGCUCCUCCCGGUCACCACAGCCAUAUCGGAAGUACUAUCCACCCAAAUCAUUCACAGAGCAUUUCUACAGUCACACACAGAAUCUCCGCCUGUACAGAUACAUCCAGCACAAAUCCACAUGGCUGAAAGGUUGGGAAUACCCCUCCAUCAGCUUCCUCCCCUUUUUCCUCGCCACUUUUCUUCCAGGAAUACAUCUAGCCAGGCCAUGUACUUGCCCGUUCCUCCAAGAUUUACCACACACAUUUCUUCUCCUCAAACUACAGAAAGCAGACCCCCCAUUUCUUCUGUGUCUUCUUCACUGACUCAGGAGUCCCUUGUGACAAUCUCCUACCACCACCCGAGGCCGGUCAUCGCCACAUGCCUGGCACAGCUUGCACCAGUAGUGUCUCUUGUGGUGCCAGUACGCCUCCAGACUCAUAUACCUACAUAUGCCAGUGCAAUGUAUACCACACUUUCCCAGAUUCUGGUUUCCACCCGCUCACAGGAACCAGUUUCUUGCACGGCUAUGGUCAUCAUGGGCCAGGUGGAACGGGAGACACUGCAAAGGAGCUACUUGAAGGUCCCCUCUCCAGAUGUCAAGAGCCUUCUUCCUCUGUCUCUGUCAUCAGAGCUGGCCUCAGGAUCUGGAGAUGGAUACGGUCCACUAGGGGCAGGAGGAAGUAAGCGCAUGCUGUCCCCUGCAGCCAGUCUUGAGCUCAGCACAGAAGCCCAGCGUCACCAGAAAAGAGUUAAAGAGGAGGAAGAGGAGGAGGAGGAGGGCCACCAUAAGGAAGAAGAGGAGGAGAGCCGUGUGGAACCAAAGGUAGUACAGGAAGAAGAAAGGAAGGCAACUGGGAAAAAGCUGGAAAAGGAAAAGAAGAAAUCGGAUACAUUAGAAGUAACGAGUGUGGAUGUGCAUGGGCAGCCAGAAGAGCAGCCAAGGAAAAAUGACAGGGAAGAAAAGGUGGAAGAGAAGGAAACAACUGAGAAGAUCACCCAAAAAAAGGAAGCUGUGUCAGCUGUGGAGGUGGGCGCAAGCGCAUCUUCGUUCCCCAGCCUCCACACUUCAACCUCAGUCAACUGGUGCUACCAGAAGUAUGUUAAACCCAACCCAUCUGCCCAGAGGGACCCCCGCACUUCAGUUUAUUCAACCUGGAGCGUCAGCGCUCACAACCCCAACUUGCCAGGCAUCAGCACAAAGGUCGCCCUGUCUCUGCUCUGCUCUAAACAGAAGCACACUUCUGAGAUUUAUACCAUGGCUACGGCCCCUACUCCAGCCGAAGGCAAAGUGGCCCCUGAAAGCAGCAGGACGCCACAUGUGUCAGAGGUACAUGCCACCCCACCCAGCACCCUCACUGAAGUAAAGGAACAGCAGCAGCCUGAAAAGAAGGAAGAAAAUAAAGAGAUGCGAGAAGUGGAGAGACCAUCCACCUCCAAGCAGAGCGAGCCUUCUCGGGUUUGCAUCUUUGAAGGAGGGUAUAAGUCCAAUGAGGAGUAUGUUUACGUGAGAGGUCGCGGCAGGGGAAAGUACAUAUGCGGGGAGUGCGGCAUCCGCUGCAAGAAGCCAAGCAUGCUGAAAAAGCACAUCAAAACGCACACCGAUGUCCGUCCAUACAUUUGCAAACACUGCAACUUUGCCUUCAAAACCAAAGGAAACCUUACAAAACACAUGAAGUCAAAGGCUCAUGGGAAAAAAUGCCAGGCAAUGGGUGUAUCUGAGUCAUCAUUGGAUGAGCCGGAGAGCGAGGAAACAGCAGGGAGUGAAGAGCGUGUGUGUGGCUCGGAGGAACAGGAGGAGCAUCAGUUUUCUGACGUGGAGGAGUCAGAUGACGACGAAGACAACGACGACGACGAUGACGAAGAAGAGGAAGAGGAGUCCACGUCCCACGAGGACCCACCGUCCUCUGUAUCGUCUGACACCCACCCAUCAACAGGGGGGCGUUCAAGCUCCAGCAGGCACUCUAAGCAAGGCACUCCUGACCCCGAGCCUCCGGGUCCCAUUCCCUGCACCAGCCAGGAGCCCUCCCCACGUGGAGUUUGGCCCGGCAGAAGAGCGGCCUCGCCGGGGAGCAGGAGAGCAGUGUUCUCCCGGCGAGGCUGGAAAGCAUCUCCAAGAGCUUUCUCCCCAAGCAGUGAGAGCUGUUCCCCCAGCCGCAGCCUCUCCCCCCGCCUGGAGUAUUCGUCACCCAUCCAGAGCCUCUCUCCGAGGACAGAGCUCCCCUCACCCAGCCGACAUGUCUCACCUUCCCCCGAACGAGGACCUUCUCCCAUCAGACCCCUUUCUCCUCUCCUUCCCCUUUCACCCAGCUGCUACCGAUCGUCACAGGUUCCAACGCCUCCCUCGCCCCUGGGGAUGCAGCACAGAACCCCUGGGUACUUACCGUGGGAGAACCCUGGUGCAUCAGGUAGUCACAUCAGAGUGGAGAAAAGCAGAACAGCAGGAGAAGGGCCAACAUGGUCAGACACCAGUCUGUUUCCACCUGCUUUUCGCAUUUCCACUUGUGAGGGUUAUCCUGGCCACCAGACAACAGACAACAUCUUCAGCCAUCUUCCCAUGCACUCCCAGCAAGCCAAGGUCCCUUAUCCGAUGAUCCCAAUAGGAGGGAUCCAAAUUGUACAGGCAAGACCAAGGUCCCACGCUACUACCCCGUCGUCCCCAACAUCACCCCCGAUGGAGGGGCCAUCACUGGCCAGGUUUGAAACAUACUGGGGCGGGACCCCCAGGACUCAAGGGCUUAGGACUCCUGGAGACCACUGGUCAGAGCACCAGACAGCAGGAACCAGCCAGUCAGGGCAGCAAGGUCUUAGCACAGCACUAACAUUUUCCAAACCAGAGUUGGAGGCCACAGACUCAAAGCAAUAUGGCAGCUCGCACAGCUCCGUCCACACCCACGGGUCCUCUACUGAGACCACUGAGCACUGCGCCAGUGACGACCGUUCAAGAGCACCCCCUAGUCUAACGCCCCCGGUAGCCUCGAGCGUCAUCGGACAACAGCCUGAGAGGGAGGAACGAACAUCUGGUAGUGAUAUGGUGGAGGGAGGAGCUAAAGGAGACUCCGCCACAGGAGACCAGAGAACUUGACAGCGUCUACACUUCGAUGCAUCGUGCAUCCCAUUUUGCUUUAUUGUUUGCUACACUAGUCUGUUUUUUUUUUUGUAAUUGCUUUGGGGGGUUUUAUACAUUUUCAAUACUAUUGUUCAUUUAAUGUUUGUUUUGGCAAUAUUCAGGUUUGUUAUAAAGAUGCACUUUUUUCUUUAUGAAAACAAUGUUUGUGCAUAUAUAUAUAUGUGUGUAUAUGUAUAUGUCUAUAUAUAUUUAUGUAUAUAUACAUAUAUAUAUGGUAAUAAUGUAAAUACAACCCUGUUUCCAAAGGAAGCUGGUACACUUUGACACUUUGUAAAAUGUAAAAUAAAAACAGAAUACAGUGAUUUGAAAAUGAUUUAAAUCUCACAUUAAACUGAAAAUUGGUGACAAUAUAACAAAUGUUGAAAGUAGAAACAUUAAUUUUUUUGAAUUGUAUAUGCACAUUUUUAAGUUGAAGUCAUGUUAAGCACCAUCUUUAAAGAACUUUGGGACAGCAGCUCAACCCUUUAAAACACCAAGUGUUGUGGAAAGGAGGGCACCGCAUUCUUUAACUCUGAGAGCACCUAUUUUUUCUUAGUUUUGCUUUAAACACAAUUUUAAUACUCAGAACAUUUUGGGAUCAUUUUGCUAUAUUUAUUUCUACAUUCUGAGUGAGAGGCGGGCAGUGCCGGCACCUGGAUGGAGCCUCGGUGCCUUCGUGGUGAUAUGCAGAAUGUAGUUUUGUUGCUAAAAUAAGCAGGACCUUGCCUAAAAAAGACAAUCCACAUAGCAGCACAUGCUGAUCCUAAACCUGAUUUAGCACAAGCCAGAUGUAUAUCUCUUUAGCCUGCAGGACACAGCAUCUGUGAUUUACAGAAGAAUUUAAAGAAGUUUUUGAGUAUUCGAACCAUAGCACCAGUUUUUCACGUCAUGGUUGCCUGUCUGUGUGUUGAUUUCUUUUAUCUAGCAUAACAAAAACCACAGUAAGAAUAUAAAGUAAUAAAAGUUGUGCUAUUCUCAUAUUAGGGUACAAAACGUGCACAUUUAACUGCACUCUGUUUUUAAUGCACAUUUUAAUCCAGGUCCUGACUUUGUUGGAAACGGGGCUGUCAAUGUGAAAGGAAUAGAAAUACAUUUGUAAAUGACCAAAAUUGUUCAUCGAAAAGAAUUCCAUUUUUGUUUGUCCAGUAUUACUGAAAAUUGUAGUUUCUUGUGCCUUUUAUGUCCAGGUUUGUGUUUUUGAGAUGUAUAGUAAAGAGAAGGCUGUGAAAUUUUAUAUCAGCUUUUUUUAAAAAUGUUCUUCUGGAGGGUUAAUACUUUGUUUCUUUUGUAAAGGCCAUUGCUUUAAUGCCAGGAUAACUAAGAGUUGUAUCGCAGACGUGCUGAGGGGGCAGCAGAAAUGUGUCAAAGGAAAUGCACUGAAGUUCUAUUUUUAUUACAAGAGAUUUUAGACUAGAAUAUAUGUCUGUACAGGGAAGAGUGCUUCUUAUUUAUUAUUCUUUGAUGAUAAUUAUUAUUCUUUCAAGGUUUUUUGUUUUUUGUUUUUUUUUUAACUUUUUGUUAUUGGGGGGGGAAAGAAACUUUUUAUUACAUCUGUGUGUCUUUUUCAUGAUGUUCUUGUAUCCUGAACUGGUGACAAAAAGUUAAGACGCCGAGUCGUUGGCUGGUACCAGAAGAUCAAGUGCCCUGCGGAUUUCACACAGCAAAAUUUCUAGUCAUUAAAGAAAUAAAAACAAAAAAUGCACCAGA